Messenger RNA from Rhincodon typus (whale shark), 1374 nucleotides. RefSeq names its product ras-related protein Rab-10-like. Gene Ontology annotation, cellular component: insulin-responsive compartment; recycling endosome; Golgi apparatus. Gene Ontology annotation, molecular function: GTPase activity; GTP binding. Gene Ontology annotation, biological process: cellular response to insulin stimulus. Bases 841 to 1374 code for a protein of 177 amino acids. NCBI's taxonomy places the organism in Eukaryota, Metazoa, Chordata, Chondrichthyes, Orectolobiformes, Rhincodontidae. The record is from RefSeq and is a predicted model, not a curated record. The transcript is spliced from 5 exons.
GGGCGGAAAGGAGUGCGUGAUGAAGGAUGAGCAGUUGUUGAGCUCUGUUCAAGUUAGUGGUCAAGCUGAGUGUGAGGCAAGGUCUGACCGAUUUCUGUAAGAGAAUUAAAUCUGCGAUUUUCAUCAGUAUUAGAAGCUAGAGAUAUUCAAGCAUCACUUGAAUCAAGAGUGGGUCGUCCGCUGUGAGGUAUCCCAUCCAUGGGGACAUUUCGAAGAAAUUAGUGUUGGCGUUAAGUUGGCCAUGGGUUGUGCAGAAUGUGAUUGGCCUCAUUAAAGCCGGUUCAGUACAUGCAAAAAAUUAAAAAUAUUUCAUUGAGACUCAUUUAGCAAGACUUUUCCGUUGGACUACAUCCCUCUUGUCUGAAUAGGAUUAAGCUCUGCAGCUUUUCUGUACCAGAAGGAAGUGAGCGAAGGCUUAUCUAUUAGGAAACUAACUGUUGUUCAUUGAGACAUCUGAGAGAUAUAUUGAGACAGUCAGUCAUUGUUUUUUCACGGGCCUUAUCCAUUUAUGAAUCAAAACACCACUGAUUAUCCGAAGGUUGUUGAUUGAACUUAAUCCCAUUUACUCGAUUGAGCUCAAUUACCAACUGAUCGUCAUCCUGUCUGUUUCAAUUCAUGUCAUCUAAUGUGAAAACUCGUCGAGACAAGUGAAGCUUGCUUUUGGAUGUCUUUGCUCAUUGAGGCUUUUUCCAUCCAACUGGAAAUCAAGAGCUGCCUGUUUAAAGUUAGAUGCAUUUGACAAGUUAAUAUAAAGGAAUUACAUAUUCAAAUUUGAAUUCUGAAAAAGUAUGUGAAUUUCAGUGGAAGGAUGUUUGGUCUGUGACUCUACUGGCUUUAAAAAUGCAAGAUGCCAACCUGUCUGGAGAUGCUCUUUCAAAAGUGAUUAUGGUGGGAGACUCCAAUGUAGGUAAAACUGCCAUAUUAAAGAGAUUAACUGAGGACAAUUUCCAUGCUUCAUUCAUACCCACAAUAGGGAUCGAUUUCAGAGUAAAAACUAUCAAGAUAAAUGCGAACAACACAAUUAAGCUGCAAAUAUGGGACACAGCUGGCCAAGAACGAUUCCAUGCUCUGACAACUCAUUAUUUUCGAGGAUCUAGUGGCCUUAUGCUUGUCUAUGAUAUUACAAAUUUAAAAACGUUCACUAAUAUUGCCUAUUGGAUUAAAGACACUGAUGAGCAUGCAGGAAAUGAUGCUGGACGAAUAUUGAUUGGUAAUAAAUGUGACAUGCUAGCAGCACGUCAGGUUUCAUGGGAAGAUGGAAAAAGGCUCGCUCAGGAACAUGGAAUGCAAUUCUUUGAGACCAGUGCAAAAGAAGACAUGAACAUUGAGAAAGCAUUUGUGGCCCUAGGAGAAGAAAUAAUAAGAAAGGUGUGA